Molecule: messenger RNA, 2859 nt
Organism: Brassica rapa (field mustard)
Lineage: Eukaryota; Viridiplantae; Streptophyta; Magnoliopsida; Brassicales; Brassicaceae
Product: probable carboxylesterase 4, mitochondrial
Molecular function (GO): carboxylic ester hydrolase activity
Source: RefSeq, a predicted model, not a curated record
GCUCAUUAACUUCAAAAAAAAAAAGUGAUAUUCGACAACCAUACUAAACAGAAGUUUAUAUCAUUUUUCGACAAUCCUAAUUUCAUCGGUGUUUGAAUCUAGAAAAUCAUCAAUUGUUGGAAACACUGGGUAAGUUACGAUAAAUAUUGUAAAAAAAUUUUAUUGGAAUCAUCUGAAUGUACCGAUGAUUUUUUGAGUAAUCAACCUCCGAUUAAUUUCCAGUAGCUGAAAAUAUUUACAAAAAACAAUUAUUUUAAUUAAAUAUUAAAAAUCUUCUAAUAUUUCAUUGCAUUAAUAAAUGUAAAAAUUCAAUAAUAUAAAAAUCAAAAAGAAAGAACGGAUUUUCUAUUGACAAUAAAUUUGAUAAAAUUAGUGGUGUAUGAUGCAACGGUGGUGAUAACGAAUGAGAAGUGAGCAGAAUGAAAAUAGUGGUAAACAGAGUUGUAGCGGUGGUCGUGCAAGGAGUUGUGGUGGCUGGAUGCAAAGCUAUUAGACCAUGUACAAUGGAAAUGUUGAAUAAAAGAUUCAACAGUUGAAUCGUUACAUUGAGGGUGCUAAAAAAAUGAAAUUUGAUGAUAUGGAUUAAUUGGUGUUAAAAAGAUUCAAUAUGUUGAAUAAAAAGAAAGUGGAGGUCACUAACGACGCAUGUUACUUUCUAAAUAUUUUUUGAUAUUUUGAUAUUUUCUUAAUUAUUUAAAAUAAAUUAAUCUUAUUAUAAAUUAAUUAAUUUAUUUUUAUUUCUUAUACUAUAUUUUAUCAUUUUAAAUUAUAUAUAAAUAGACACUGAGUUUGUUUAAUUUGGAUAUAUAAAAAAUUAAUUAUUAAUUGAUAAAAUAUAAUGUUGAAUUUUAUCUAACAAAACCAUUAUAGUGGAUACAAGUUUAAUGUGUGUUAAAUGAUGAUGUGAAAGAAAGAAAAGAUGACAUAAAAUGUUAAAAAAUGAAGUGGAAUGUGUUGAAUCCUGUACAUAGUCUUAGACUUAGUCUCGAACCGCAUACUUAUGAUAUUAAAAAUUAUCUCAAAAAUAUCACACAAAAUCGAAAUCAUAAAUAGCAUUUACUAAACAACAGAAUAAACUAAUUUUUAUCAAAUGAUAAUUUUAAUAUAAAAAAUCAAAAAUAAAAUAUUUAAAACAAAAAGUUUUUUUUUUUUCAACAAAUCAAAUGAUGUCUGAUGUAGUCGUUACAAAACACAUUGGUUAACCAAAGCACAUUGAUUAAACAAAAAGUUUUUUUUCCUAAAUCUUAGAUUUUAAAUCCUAAUAACUAAAAAAAAUUAAAAAAUAUGUAUAUAUAUGUUUGCUUUUAACGAAUACUAUUUUGUGAUUUCAUCUUUCAGUGUUACUUGAAAAAUAAUUAUUUAAUAUAAUUCGAGGAGUAAUAUUUAUUUUUAAAUUGAAAAAAGUAUUUUAAUUAUAUUUAUUUAGAAGUAAAAAUAGUGCGGAAAAUUACAAAACAGGAAACACAUAUCCUCCUCUAGACAUACGUACACGUUGUCCAAAAUUUAUUUCCGCAGUAAAAGAUUUGGAUAAAGUACUCUUGCCGACAGACACAAAGCAAUCCCUGUCGGAAAAGAUAUUUCGGUAAAAAUGCUCCGAAGAAUCUCCUCUUCCUCCUCGCUCUCUUCGCCCCCUCUCUUCUUCCGCUUCUUUCGCCACUCUCCUCGCUAUAACUUUCCGCUGUCAUCUUCACGGACAGCCGUCAGCGUCUCCGGUCACCACCACCACCACCACCGGCUUUCCUCUCCCAACACAACUCUUCGUAGUAUAUGUUCACACUCUUCAUCUGAUCUCGUCUCCGAGCAUCCUCCCUUCGUCAGGAUCUACAAAGACGGUCGCGUCGAGCGUCUUUCCGGCACCGAAACCGUCCCAGCGUCUCUAACUCCACAAAACGGUGUCGUCUCGAAGGACGUCGUGUACUCGCCAAAGCAUAGCCUCUCCGCUCGUCUCUUCCUUCCUCAUAAAGCCAGAGAACUCGCCGCCGGUAACAAACUCCCGUUGCUUAUCUACAUCCACGGCGGAGCAUGGAUCGUCGAGUCCCCUUUUUCUCCGAUUUACCACAGUUUCCUGACGGAGGUUGUGAGAGCCGCGAGUUGCUUGGCGGUGUCGGUUCAGUACCGCCGUGCCCCGGAGCAUCCGAUCCCGGCGGCGUAUGAGGAUUCAUGGUCUGCGAUUCGGUGGGUCUUCUCGCAUUCAGAUGGGUCUGGUCCUGUGGAUUGGAUCAACGAAUAUGCUGAUUUCAACAGAGUUUUCCUCGCCGGAGAUAGCGCCGGAGCCAAUAUGUCGCACCACAUGGCCAUGAGAGCGGGUAAGGAGAAGCUUAGCCCUAGAAUCAAAGGGGUUGCGAUUGUUCAUCCAGCUUUCUGGGGGACUGAUCCUGUCGACGAGCAUGAUGUGCAAGACGUGGAGACGAGAAGAGGAAUCGCGCAAGUUUGGGAGGAGAUCGCGAGUCCGAAUAGUGUUAAUGGAACGGAUGAUCCGUUGUUUAACGUGGUUGGAUCCGACUCGGAUCUUUCCGGGUUGGGAUGUGAGAAGGUUUUGGUUGCGGUGGCGGGGAAAGAUGUGUUUGUGCGACAAGGGUUGGGCUACGCGGCGAAGCUGAAGAAGAGUGGGUGGGGAGGGGAUGUUGAGGUGGUUGUGGAAGAAGAGGAAGAUCAUUGCUUUCAUCUCUUAGACCCUGAUUCUGAUAAUGCUCCAAAAUUCUUGAAGAAGUUUGUCGACUUUAUCACCUGUUGAAGAGUAUAGCUUAAACUCUGUUCUAAGAAUAAACUUGAUGUCUUCGUUUUUUAUUAACCCAUAAUGUCAAACUGUUCAAUCUUAAAUAAAGUAAUAAUCCAAUCUUAACGCACUGUAUUCACGAA